Sphenostylis stenocarpa is the source of this 3252-nucleotide messenger RNA. NCBI's taxonomy places the organism in Eukaryota, Viridiplantae, Streptophyta, Magnoliopsida, Fabales, Fabaceae. The record is from the annotation of a GenBank genome assembly.
AUGAAGUUGCCCUUAUUGACCGUGUUUGUUGUUGCAAUAGUAUCGUUAUCCAUUGUUCCCCAAUAUCCAUGUUCCUCAUCUUCCCAAUCCCAAUUCCAAUGGCAGAUCCUCACGAAACACAAUUUCUCUUCACAGAUACGUCUCCAUCCUCACAUCCUCCUCCUCAUCACGCUUCCUUGGUCCGGCGAGGCUCGAUCUCUCAUGAACCACGUUUCACUCGCACUUUCCGCUAAGCCUAAAGAGUUCACCUCUCUCAAACUCAUGCUCAUGCAUAGAAACAUCGAGAAGGUUUUAGCGGAUUCCAUAGGUGCUACCGAUGAGAUAACACUAGUUUAUUUCCACUUUUCCUUGUCUUAUAAAUACCGUGGAAGACUUAGAGCUCAGAAUAUUCUGUUCUCGUUGUCUCCUUACAUAUCCCUUGCGCCUGAGGAGGUUCCUCUCACGACUCUCAACACUCCUCUGGAUUUAAGAUCAUUCCUCGAUUCCACGGACAAAGCUUUUGUUCUCGUUGACUUUUGUGGAUGGACGCCCAAGUUGCUGGCCAAAAGUACCAAAAAUAACGGAACGCAAAAUGGUUUCACCGUGCUUGGGAAUCGCCAUGGAAUGGGUCUUAGCAGAGGGAAUAGUAGAAUGCCAAUGUCAAGGGGGAAGACUAACAAGAAGGUGGAUGUGGAGGACACGUGCAAGGCUGAACUUGGCUUUGAUAAAGGGUUUUGUAAAGCUCCUUGGCUAGGGGAGUUUACCUUGUUAAAUUAUGGUCCUUUGGAGGGCUCCAAGGAUAGGAAUCAUCAUGUUCUACAUUCUUGUUCUUCUGAAGAAUUUGAGCAUUUUCAUUCCUUUUACUUGAAAUUCAUGACUGCUGUGAGAGAAUUCUUUUUGCCUCCGGAGCGAAACAGAUUUGGUUUGGUUUCAAAUAGGUCUAUGCUUUCAUCCCUGGGUGUUGGUGAUUAUGGCCCAUGGUUUGCAGUUCAGUACCAAGCUGGAUGUUCAAACUAUUCAAAUAUUCUUAAGGAAGAGGAUGACUUAAACUAUGUUCUGCAGAUGAAUAAUUAUUGUGUCAAAGAGCUGGAAGCUAAUGGACAUGAUCAAGAACCCAUUCUACCAGCAAAUAAGCCAUCUGUACUUCUAUUUGUUGAUAGAUCAUCUGAAUCUUCAGAAACUAGAGGUAAAAGUAAGGAGGCUCUUGAAGCUUUUAGAGAAUUGGCACAGUACUAUCAUAGUGUGAAUCAAGCAGGUAAAAAGAAUAAUGACAGUCAUGAUAAAUUUUCUGUCCGAGAUUAUCAUCAUGGUUUCAGGAGUACAUCUGAACAUCCUAGGUUAAAGUUGUCUAUGCCAGCUCAGAGGAUUAAACUAAAGGAGAAGAUUUCUUCCAUCAUGAUUGUAAAUGAGGGUAAGCGAGUUAGUUUGGACAAUGUACCUUCUGACCUUCAAGGGAGUUCUUUGAAUGAGAUAUUGGCUUAUCUCCUCCAGCGAAAGAAUGAUAGAAAAUUAAGCUCCCUAGCAAAGGAUUUAGGCUUCCAACUUUUAUCUGAUGAUAUUGAUAUCAGAUUAGCUAAUACACAACAAUCACAUUCAGAAGUUCAGUCAAAUCAAAUUCCAUCAGAAACCUCUCAACAUGGCCAUACAUAUACUGUGAUGCUGAAUGGAGAUCCAUAUAGAUCUGCUGGAGAGCUAGAGGAAAAUGGACCUUCUAUUGUCACACAUGAAGAGAAAAAAUCUGUGAUGUCGGAGGAAUCUGUUUCAGAAUAUGAACUUUCUACUGCCAAAUUUGUGAGACCAGAAACGGAUGAUUCUUCAGGUGGAAACAAGUAUGCGGAAGGACAGACUCAUUUUCUUGGUUUUAAUGGUUCAUUUUUCUAUUCUGAUGGUAAUUAUCAAUUACUUAAAAGACUCUCUGGUGGUUGUGGAGUUCCAUCUUUGGUUAUAGUUGAUCCCAUUCAGCAGCAACAUUAUGUUUACCCCAAUGAGAAAAGUUUCAACUUUUCUUCACUGUAUGAUUUUCUUUCCGAGUUUCUUAAUGGAACCCUACAUCCAUAUCAGCGGUCAGAACAUGUACUUCGAGGUCAAAAGGGGUCCAUCCAUCCUCCAUUUGUUAAUUUGGAUUUUCAUGAGAUAGAUUCUAUUCCUCAAAUCACGGCUCACAGUUUCUCUGAACUUGUCAUUGGUUUUAAUCUUUCAAACAAAGAAAAUACUUCCAAUGCAUGGAAUAAAGAUGUCUUGGUCCUGUUUAGCAAUAGCUGGUGUUCAUUCUGCCAGAGAAUGGAAAUGGUUGUCCGUGAAGUAUAUCGGGCCAUCAAGGGCUAUGUGGAUAUGUUAAACAGGGGAUCUCAGAAUGUUGAAGGUAUAUCUGAUCAUGAAAAUUUGGACCAUGUCACAAUGAAGCUUCCGGUAAUCUACUUGUUGGAUUGUACAUUGAAUGACUGUGAUUUGAUACUGAAGUCAGUAGAUCAGAGGGAAGUUUAUCCUGCUCUGAUUUUAUUUCCAGCAGAGAAAAAAAAACCUCUUCUUUACGAAGGAGAUAUGGCUGUAAUUGAUGUUAUGAAAUUUGUGGCUGAGCACGGAAGUAACUUUCAUAAUCUUAUAAGAGACAAAGUGGCAGUUCUGUGGCUAUCUGAAAGAGCAGGCAAAAAUCAAAACUUAUAUGAUGCUUUGCAAACUGAUCUCAACCCAGAAUCAGUUGAAUCACACAACAAAUAUCAUGGAGCCCCAGUUCAUGACAGAAUGCUAGACCAGGUGGUCAGACCUAUCCCAAUGAGUUCUACCGUAGCAUUGCCUCACGUGGUGAUUGGUUCAGUGCUAAUUGCCACGGAAAAGCUUUUGGGGGUUCAUCCAUUUGAUGGAUCAAAGAUUCUCAUUGUUGCAGCCAAUCAAGUAACAGGAUUUCAAGGUCUUAUCCUCAACAAACAUAUAGAAUGGAGUUUUCUGCCUAAAUUGGAAGAAGAAUUGGAAAAAUUGAAAGAGGCUCCUCUCUCCCUUGGGGGUCCUGUAAUGAAGACUGGAAUGCCUCUUUUAUCCUUAACUAGAACAGUUUCCGGAAAUCAUUUACCUGAAAUCCUUCCUGGAAUUUACUUCCUUGAUCAAGUAAGGACAAUUCGUAAAAUUGAGGAGCUGAAAUCAGCAAACCAACCAGUCGGGGAUUACUGGUUUUUCUUGGGGUAUUCAAGUUGGGGAUGGAAACAGUUGUAUGAUGAGAUGGCAGAAGGAGCUUGGAACUUGAGUGAGGAUGCAACGAUACAUUUAAAUUGGCCGUGA